AUGCCCUUUGCCGCCGCCGAGCUUCCCUACGCGACCGACGCCCUCGCCGCGAAGGGCCUCUCCAAGGAGCAGGUCGAGUUCCACUACGAGAAGCAUCACAAGGGCUACGCCGUCAAGCUGAACGCCGCGGCGGAGACCAACCCGGAGCUCGCGAGGCUCUCCGUCGUCGAGGUGGUACGGACGAUGAAAGGGCCGAUCUUCAACUCUGCCGGGCAGCUCUUCAACCACGACUUCUACUGGCGUUCCUUAAGCCCGAAUGGCGGUGGGGAGCCCACGGGGGCUCUUGCCGCCGCCCUCGCCGCCGAUUUUGGCAGCGUGGCGGCCUUUAAAGCGGCCUUCACGGCGGCCGCAGGGGGGCAUUUCGGGUCGGGAUGGGCCUGGCUCGUCCACGACGCCGCGAGCGGGACGCUGAAGGUCUACCAAACCCACGACGCGGGCUGCCCGCUCACGGAGCCCGGGCUCACCCCUCUCCUCGCCUGCGAUGUGUGGGAGCACGCGUACUACAUCGACUACCGCAACGACCGGCCGCGCUACGUGGAGGCGUGGUGGGGGCUCGUGAACUGGGAGUGGGCGGCGGCCCAGUAUGAGAAGGUGCGGGCCUAG
Messenger RNA from Phytomonas sp. EM1, 603 nucleotides. Lineage: Eukaryota; Euglenozoa; Kinetoplastea; Trypanosomatida; Trypanosomatidae. The record is from the annotation of a GenBank genome assembly.